CAGCGGCUUCAAAGCGACUUUGAUAUUUUGACAAAAAGUUUAUCCCUGUGUCGUAUAAGUGCUGCAUCACACAUCAAGUGCUUUCUGCGAAGUUUAUUUGGAACAUAUGGCAAAAAAAAUAUCACCAUGUCGGAUAAACCAUCGACCUCAAGUCAUUCAAGUAGAAGAUCUGUGAAAAAUUUGAAUAACAUUGAUUUGAUCGGCAACACUGCGCAUCAGAUCACGGGCGCCAAACUUCCGUGCAUCAAACAAGUGUUACAAGUGAUGUUCCAUAAUAUGCGAUUUGUUGGACUUACUGCAAAAGACAGUGCAAAAUUGACCAUAAGUGCAGCUGUAAUAUUUUGGCAACAAGCUCGCAUUCCAAUUAUUAAUGAUGAUAAGUGUGUGAAAAAGCUGAUGAAAGUUUACGACCAAUGGAAAAACAUACAAAGAACUGUCCCAGAUAAAAGGUCAAAUGCACAAAAGCAAGUUGCCGAACAAUUUACUCAAAAUCUUGAUGAUUUGUUUGAUAUUGCCAUCGGUGAUGCGUUGGAAAAAAUUCGAAUUGAAGAGGACAGAGAAUUUUUAAAAUUGCAAAGACAAAAAGGUCGUCCAGGCUGCAUGGUUGGUGUCGAUAUGAAGUUAUAUGGGCGAGAAAAACGUACGCAAGAACGACAAGAAAAAGAAGAAGCGCGUAAAAGAAAACGCGAGGAAGAGAUGGCUAGACCUUCAGAUGUCGUGAAUUGUGAUGAUGAAGAUGCUGAAAUGCCAUUUUGUGAAACGAUUGAUGAAGAAAAUGAACCGAUUGACGAUGACUGGGAACCAGAGAAAGUAGCUGGUAACGCAACAUCCGCCAAAAAAAGAGGCCGAAAAGAAUUCAUCACAGCAAGAUUGGCUGCUGCACUUGAUAAUGCUAAAGUUUCGGAUGGUAUGGCCGUGCAUAUCCUCAUUGCAGCUGCUGAAGCAUUUGGAAUACGGGCUGAAGAGUUAGCUAUCAACCGUUCAACUAUUCAUCGCGCUCGCCUGGAACAUCGAUUGGAAGAUACAAAAGAUGUGAUGGCUCGGUUUCCCGACAACGUAAUUAAAACUUCAGCUUAUAUUUAAUUUUUAUUGGGUUUUCAAUUUUUCAUUUUAAAAUAAAUUUUUUA
Anastrepha ludens (Mexican fruit fly) is the source of this 1127-nucleotide messenger RNA. RefSeq lists its product as uncharacterized. The transcript is spliced from 2 exons. The coding region runs from base 127 to 1083 and encodes 318 amino acids. NCBI's taxonomy places the organism in Eukaryota, Metazoa, Arthropoda, Insecta, Diptera, Tephritidae. The record is from RefSeq and is a predicted model, not a curated record.